AUGGAAGACAUCGAGUUUGGUGGUGGGUGGCCUGAGUCCGAUACAGACUCUAUAGAUCUUCAAAGGAUAAGAUUCAAAAACAUAUUUUCGGAAUUACCUAUACCAACACAAUCACAAACAAUGAAUCUCCACCACUGCGAUAUCGGCUAUGCUUGGGAAUCUGAAACAACCAACGGUCCUAAUUCAGGUGCUACUACCAAUACCAGUUCAGGUGCUACUACUAAUACCUGUCCAGGUGCUAUCAGCGGUCCUAAUUCAGAUGAAUAUAUAGCAUUGCACAAAUUUCGUCAACUUUCAGAUCACCUAUUCACUAAAGUGGUUCAAAUUAUGUUUGUUACGCUGGAAGGUAAUAAGUUUAUUUCCAUCUACCACCCAACAGUAAAGAUGGAUAAGGAACAGGUUUUCAGAGUAGUCAAAGACAUCAAGGAGAUUUUGCAAUCAAUGUCAAUCGAAAUAGUCUUCACAAGCACAGAUGGAUUCGAUACAACUGGCGCAUUUGCACGGGUAAUGAGGUCAUUGGGAAUUUAUCAUGUCUAUGAUCCUGUCCAUCUUAGCAAGUCAGCUAGAAAUCAUUUAAUUUCCGAUACUCCAUUGCGAUCGACUCUAUUCACCAGAGAUGCUAUCGAUAAAGCCAGUGAAGAAGAAUAUAACGAUUCCGUAAGAGGAUGCAUGAACUUUUAG
Molecule: messenger RNA, 681 nt
Organism: Heterostelium album PN500
Lineage: Eukaryota; Evosea; Eumycetozoa; Acytosteliales; Acytosteliaceae
Exons: 2
Coding region: 1-681 (226 amino acids)
Source: RefSeq, a predicted model, not a curated record